Messenger RNA from Eublepharis macularius, 1034 nucleotides. RefSeq names its product ybeY metalloendoribonuclease (gene YBEY). Gene Ontology annotation, molecular function: metalloendopeptidase activity. Gene Ontology annotation, biological process: rRNA processing. The transcript is spliced from 5 exons. Bases 347 to 844 code for a protein of 165 amino acids. Lineage: Eukaryota; Metazoa; Chordata; Lepidosauria; Squamata; Eublepharidae. The record is from RefSeq and is a predicted model, not a curated record.
GCUUACAUCGAAAUUGCUUCUGAGGCACGGUUUGGAGUCUUUCUUUCCCUGCAGCCCGUCGGUGUUUUGUCCUUUCUGGAGCUUGAGCCCCUGAAGCAGCAUCAGCAGCCCAAGUUACUUUAAUCAAUUGUGAAAUACAAGAUGCUUUAUCCGUCUGUCAUAUCCAUUCAAACAUCACAUGAAGUUGUCGCAGCAAUAUGAACGAGUACUUGAGACAUCCUUCUUGAAUCUCCAUGGCCUGAACCUCCGCUGUUUCAACUGCUGAUCAAUGCCUGGUGUCUAAUAGCUGGCCUUUUUGAAAAACUGCUAUUUUCCAACCACUGCGUUGUCUUCACUUUUUAACGGGAUGAGCCUCGUCAUACGUAAUCUGCAGAGAGCCAUCCCUAUCAGGAGAGUUCUGCUUCGCAAGAGAGUAGACCAGACCCGUCACAUUUUGGGGGUGCAGCAGUUUGAUCUUGCUGUCAUUUGUGUCAGUAAUCAACACAUUCAGCAACUCAACAGAACCUACAGAUGCAAGAAUAUCCCCACGGAUGUGUUAUCGUUCCCUUUUCAUGAGAAUCUGAAGGCUGGAGAGCUGCCACGGGCUUGUUCUCGAGAUGAAUUCAACUUGGGAGACAUUUUUCUAGGUGUUGAAUAUAUCUAUCGGCAGUGUGAGGAGAAUAAGGAAGAUUACAACAGUGUUCUUACAGUGACUGUUGCUCACGGCUUGUGCCACUUACUUGGAUAUAAACACAGCACAGAAGCAGAGUGGCAGCAGAUGUAUGAAAGAGAAACGCAAAUUCUCCAGGAGAUAAACAGGCUGUCCGGCACAAACCUGCAACCUCUGACCAAAAAUCUUUUCUAGAGUAGUUAUAGUACUUGUUAUUUGUAAAUAAAAAAGUGUAGUGGCUUUAAAAGAAUUCACUACGUACUCCGUUUGGAUAGUAAUACAUUUUCAAUCUUGAAUGUACUGUUGUGGCGGUUCUCAAAUUUCGCACUUCUGAACUUGCUCUACUUUUCAGGAGUCACUUACAAAAUAACCUGUACUUUUCCUC